AUGUUACAUGAUUCGUUUGGCCGCCAAGCAGACCAUGGUCGCUUUUUCAAACCUCGAUCAGUGUUUGCUUUCCUUGUGAUCUUGAUUUCUGUCAAGGCCACAACUGUCUUCGAUGUCUCCAUUGAUACUUCAGUACCAAGAAGCAAACAUGUUGCCUUCUCCAAGAUCUUGGUUACUCCGUCAAAAAUGAGGACUACGGCACUUUCUCACCUUCUUGUUCUCACCGUCUGGGCCGCUCUUUCCUCCUAUGCUGUUCUUGUAAAGAAUGCUGGCGAGGCCGGCGACAUCUUCCGAGGUGGCUCACAGACAAUGACAGGUCCUAUCGAGAAACGCUCAGUUCUUGUCAGGGAUAACCUGAAACAUGAUAGGGCCGAGGAAAAUGAUGCGGUGUUCUCUGCAAGGUAA
This is a messenger RNA of Colletotrichum godetiae, 405 nucleotides long. RefSeq lists its product as uncharacterized. The transcript is spliced from 2 exons. The record is from RefSeq and is a predicted model, not a curated record. The coding region runs from base 1 to 405 and encodes 134 amino acids. NCBI's taxonomy places the organism in Eukaryota, Fungi, Ascomycota, Sordariomycetes, Glomerellales, Glomerellaceae.